UCUGGCCUACAUGCUGCAGAUGUCAGAGGUUCUGGAUGAGUUGGACCUGAAGAAGUACAACACAUCAGAGGAGGGACGACUGAGACUGAUUCCAGCUAUGAGGAACUGCAGAAAGGCUGUGUUGAGAGGCUGCAGUUUGUCAGAGUUCAGCUGUGCUUCUCUGGUCUCAACUCUGAAGUCCAACCCUUCCCAUCUGAGAGAGCUGGAUUUGAGUGAAAACAAGCUGUGGGAUUCAGGAGUGAAGCUUCUGUGUGAUUUUCUGGAGGAUCCGCACUGUAAACUGGAGACUCUGAGAUUGAGUUGGUGCUGGUUGUCAAGGAUCAGCUGUGCAUCGCUGGCUUCAGCUCUGAAGUCCAACCCCUCCCAUCUGAGAGAGCUGGAUCUAUGGGGAAACAACCUAUGGAGUUCAGAUGUGAGGCUGCUGUCUGAUCUUAAGGAGAGUCCAACAUGUAGACUGGAGACUCUGAGAUGGUGAUGAUCUCUGUAACAAUGUGCAUGAACAUCCAGGAGCAUGUGUUGUGAGAGGAUCAGCUGUAUCCCGAUGAUCCAGAGAGGUUUAAGCAGCAGCAGCAGCAGCAGCAGCUUGUGUGUAGAGAGGCUCUGACUGGGUCGUGUUACUGGGGGGUAGAGUGGAGAGGAAAGCUUCAUCCAGCAGUGACUGACAGAGGAAUCAGAAGAAGUAGAGAUGACUCUCAGUACUGCAGUCUGAACUGAUCUGAGAACAGCUUCACUAUCAGACACAAAGUCAAGUCCACCAUCUCAGUCUGGCUUUUGGACCAUCUAAAUCAUCUUCAGCAGGGGCUUGUUUAGAAAGACUUUUUAAAGUCAUAUCUUUGUAUUUAAAUUUUAAUCCUCUUUAAAACUGAGAUUUCCUUCCUUUUUGCUUUCCAACAUUGCAGGCUGAACUCCUGUAAAGAUUACAGGCACUGCAGUAUUUUGUGUUGCAGCUCCACCAUGUGUAAUGAUGCAGUGUUGCAGCUACUUUCCAGAUAAUAUUUCUUAUCACUUUAUAUCUUUCAGCAAAGAAUGCAGCAGUCAGCCUGCAGGUAAAGUCAAGUGUCAUUAAUAUUAGUGCUCAGUUUCAGUUCACCUUUGUUGUUUGUUGAUGAAUUCUGUAAUUGAUUGUAUUAGUGCUAUUAUUAAGACACACCUCACGGUAUCCACAGUCUGUCUCACCUGUUUCCAAGUUGUCAGAUAUAAAGACAUAUAUAUAAUUCAGCCCUGGUGGUGGUAAAUGAAACUUAUUUGUUCUCUCUAGAUUUUCAGUGUAUUUCUUUUGACUAUUCAGGUGUUUUGAAUAUACACCAGAUGCUUGAUGUACCCAGGACUAAACUUUCUCUACACAGCUUGUUCAAUUUCAGCUCUUGGUGUAAGUAUUUACAUUAUUACAGUAAGUGCAUUUAUGAGUCUGCUGCCUUUGAGUUUGUCAUCUUGUAUUGUCGCAGAAGAGAUUACAGCCCCUGAACAUGUUCCUGUUCAUAUCGACUGUCA
This is a messenger RNA of Thunnus maccoyii (southern bluefin tuna), 1491 nucleotides long. RefSeq names its product NACHT, LRR and PYD domains-containing protein 12-like. Bases 11 to 475 code for a protein of 154 amino acids. NCBI's taxonomy places the organism in Eukaryota, Metazoa, Chordata, Actinopteri, Scombriformes, Scombridae. The transcript has 4 exons. The record is from RefSeq and is a predicted model, not a curated record. Gene Ontology annotation, molecular function: protein binding.